Messenger RNA from Chlorocebus sabaeus (green monkey), 3620 nucleotides. It is a transcript of the gene GPBP1, whose product is annotated as GC-rich promoter binding protein 1. The record is from RefSeq and is a predicted model, not a curated record. Gene Ontology annotation, molecular function: RNA binding; DNA binding. Gene Ontology annotation, cellular component: nucleus. Gene Ontology annotation, biological process: positive regulation of DNA-templated transcription; DNA-templated transcription. NCBI's taxonomy places the organism in Eukaryota, Metazoa, Chordata, Mammalia, Primates, Cercopithecidae.
CGCCUCGCCACUGUCCACGAUCUCGCGAGACUUGGCCCAGAACAUUGCGGAUCGGGUCGGCGCCAUUUUGGGACUGAGACUGGUUGUGGGGGAGGGAAAAGCGGCAAAAGGGGAUUAUUCAAAGUACCGAAAACCUUCUCCCGGGAUCAGGCGCGUCGACACCCCCAGGCCAGGGGCACCUCUGGUGGGGCAGAAGGUAACAGUGUCCUCUAGGCUCCACGCUCGAGUCCGGGGGAGAAGGGGAGUGCCCGUGUCCGUGUUGGGGUUUGAGGGGUCGGGAGCGGCGUUGGCGGCGCGAGGUGAAUGAAUUACUCAGAUAUGAAGAUCAUCUUCUAGGUUUUGUGUAGAAGGCCCCGGAUAUUUUAAGUGGCCAUUUUGGAUUUACAAUGUUUUUGGAUAAUUUUGCCCCAGAAGUUUAUUAAAAUUGGCAAGAAUCGUCUAUGAAGUGAAUUGAUAGUAGUGAACAAUUCAGCAAGCUACUUAAAAAGAGACCCAGGCAGCAUUUCUUCAGUAUUUUGGUUCAAACGGAUUAUAUAACUGGUUACAGUAUUUCAGCUGGUGGUAAUUUUUGCCUUCCCCCUCCCCCACCCCGUUGUUGGGGUUCUUCAGCCGAAACUGAGUGACGUUGAUUUGUGUACUGAGUAGUUUCAGCAGUUUCAAAUGACUGAGUAGUGCUGAAGGUUCAUGGCAGUUUAUUUUUACCUUUAUUGAAAGUUUUAGGAAUUUUUGACUUCAGCUCUUUCAUGUUACAAUGGGACACUUUUUCUAAAUGAAGACAUUGAAAGAAUACCGAAUUUUUUUCCUUUUAUCUUUUAUUUACGUAGAAAUUUAAGAUGUUGCAGUUUCCCGGCAGCAUGGUAGUGUUGAGAUAGCUAUGUGUGUCUCUGUAUAUGCUGAUAUUUAGGAAUGCUCUUCAGAUGUGAAAUUUUCUUUUUGCUUUUGCUUUUUGGCUCGUAAAUUGGAUAUUUCAUCUGGAGUGGACAAGUACAACAGUGGCAAGUACAUGGAAUAAUAAAGAAGACUUUGAUCUUAAAUCUAAAGAACUUGGCUAAUUCGGGAGAUAGCCAUAUGAAAACUUUAAAACAGAAGUAUGGGUAGCUGACUUGAAGUAACUCUAUGUCAAAUAGUCAUAGGUUAAGUAUCUUCAAAGAACUUCGAUAUUAUUUCAGAGGAUACAAAAUAAAAAUACAAACUGGAAAACAAAGAUUACAAAGAAAAAACCAACACCUUCCUGUGCAGUCCUGUUGGAAUUUGGACUUGCCAUGAGGUGUUGAAGCCUUGUUUCACUGAGUUGGAGAGACUGGACCUAAAUGGCGCAGCAUGACUUUGCUCCAGCCUGGCUUAAUUUCCCUACUCCACCAUCAUCAACAAAGUCGUCAUUGAAUUUUGAGAAGCAUUCUGAAAACUUUGCAUGGACAGAGAAUCGUUAUGAUGUGAAUCGUCGACGACACAACUCUUCAGAUGGCUUUGAUUCUGCUAUUGGACGUCCUAAUGGAGGUAACUUUGGAAGGAAAGAAAAAAAUGGAUGGCGUACACAUGGAAGAAAUGGUACAGAAAACAUAAAUCAUCGAGGUGGAUACCAUGGUGGAAGUUCCCGUUCUCGUAGCAGUAUUUUCCAUUCUGGAAAAAGCCAAGGACUACAUGAAAACAACAUACCUGACAAUGAAACCGGGAGGAAAGAGGACAAGAGAGAACGUAAACAGUUUGAAGCUGAGGAUUUUCCAUCUUUGAAUCCUGAAUAUGAGAGAGAACCAAACCACAAUAAAUCUUUAGCUGCAGGUGUGUGGGGCCUACACGCCCAGACACACACAUACCCAACCAAAAAAAUCUCCCAAGCUCCUCUCUUAGAAUAUCCUCCGAAUCCUAAAUCUAGAGCCCCAAGGAUGCUGGUCAUUAAGAAAGGUAAUACAAAAGACUUACAGCUAUCUGGAUUCCCAGUAGUAGGAAAUCUUCCGUCGCAGCCAGUUAAGAAUGGAACUGGUCCAAGUGUUUAUAAAGGUUUAGUCCCUAAACCUGCUGCUCCACCUACAAAACCUACACAAUGGAAAAGCCAAACAAAAGAAAAUAAAGUUGGAACUUCUUUCCCUCAUGAGUCCACAUAUGGUGUUGGCAACUUUAAUGCUUUUAAAUCAACUGCCAAGAAUUUUAGUCCAUCAACAAAUUCAGUGAAAGAGUGUAAUCGCUCAAAUUCCUCUUCUCCUGUUGACAAACUUAAUCAGCAGCCUCGUCUAACCAAACUGACACGAAUGCGCACUGAUAAGAAGAGUGAAUUUUUGAAAGCAUUGAAAAGAGACAGAGUAGAAGAGGAACAUGAAGAUGAAAGCCGUGCUGGCUCAGAGAAGGAUGACGACUCAUUUAAUUUACAUAACAGCAAUAGUACUCACCAAGAAAGGGAUAUAAACCGAAACUUCGAUGAAAAUGAAAUUCCUCAAGAGAAUGGCAAUGCCUCGGUGAUUUCCCAGCAGAUCAUUCGGUCUUCAACCUUCCCACAAACUGAUGUUCUUUCAAGUUCACUUGAGGCAGAACACAGAUUGUUAAAGGAAAUGGGCUGGCAGGAAGACAGUGAAAAUGAUGAAACUUGUGCUCCCUUAACUGAGGAUGAAAUGAGAGAAUUCCAAGUUAUUAGUGAACAGUUACAGAAGAAUGGUCUGAGAAAAAAUGGUAUUUUGAAAAACGGCCUGAUCUGUGACUUCAAGUUUGGACCUUGGAAGAACAGCACUUUCAAACCCACAACUGAGAAUGAUGACACAGAAACAAGUAGCAGUGACACAUCAGAUGACGACGAUGUGUGAAGGAUUUCCUAACAGCUUUAGAAAUCUUAGUGUGAUACAUCUCUCAUACAGUUUGGGGUGAAUUGUAAAAAUGAAGAACUAUAAUUUAUGUAGUGAAAUACCCCAUUUAGAAGAGGAUUUUUUGGGGGACUUCAAUACGAAGAAAACCAAGAAUGUUUUGUUGGGCUGUGUCGAACAUUAUUUCUUUGUAAAUGAAUGUUGUAGGAAUGAGGACUUGGGUUGGUCCAACAUUGACUUUCUUCAUCACUGCAACAUUUCUCUGACUAGCAAUGUGACGAUGUAACAAAUGAGAUUUUCUCAUUUAAUAAUAAAAAAUUGUGUAAUGUUUUGCAAAGCUUCUGUCUUAAAAUGUCCAGGUCUUAAGAAAAAAGGCAGCUUACACUGUUUUGCUUGCAGAGUCAUAUCUUUUUCGUACAAUGGAAAUCCUUAAGUCCACUUUGUGCGGUCCCCCUCUCCUCCCCCAAAAAAACAAACAAAAAAACCAAAAAGGAAAAUGUAGCAUGUUGGCUAAAACUGGAGCAAAGUGCACUAAAACAAUUUCCUGAACUCAGCUGUUGUACUGUUCACCUUUUAAAACAUAAAUUGCUCUUUAGCCAUUUGUAGUGCAGUAAAUGUUACAGGAAAAGACUUGCCACAUUUUCUUCCAAAUUUUAAGAGGUGAUUUUCAAAAGCUUUAUUGGGGUAUGUUGUCAGACCAGGGUUUUCAGAGUUGAUGGAAAAGAGUCUUGUGGGAAAACUUAUUUUGAUAAAUUAUUACACACGCAGAAAAACUGAUCACACUGACUGGAUCUGUCCACAACAUGGAAAAUAAACUGGAUUUUCAGAAUA